AUGGCAGAGCAGCCCGAAACAAAGCGGUUGAAGAGGUCUUGUGCUACGCCUCAAGCGCAUUCGUGGCCUCUGGUUCCUGGGAUGCUAGUGCUGGAGAUUUGCCGUUGGCUCGGCGGCCAUCAAUUGGCAGCCAAAGAAGGCCGGCGGCGCUUCCUCCAAGCCGAAGCCAUGGGCUCGGUGGUGUGCGUGGACCGCUUCUGGCGGCGCUGCUGUGAGGCGGCCUGCUGGGAGCUCUUCAGCCAGGAGUUCCAGCAAGUGCUGCGCACCCCUGGGAUCGGCUUCAGCCCUUUGCGGGCAGCGCAGCAAUUGGAAGCCUGGUGGGAAGAGCAAGCGAGUACUGAGCUGGACGCACCCCUCGUUGCUGGCCUGGUGGCGGAGUCUCGGCUUGGGGCUGCCUGGGCCUCACGCUUUCGCUUUCGGAGAGCUUCCAAGAUUGUGAAGUGGAAAGAGCUUCCGCGGUACUCUGACGCAGACUUCGACCGGAAAAUGGACGAAUACAGCGCCGACGACGGCCCCGUGAUGCAGAAAGGAACCAAGAUUAAUGGGUAUGGUAAAGUGACCCACAUCGUCUCUGCUGCACUUUCCAACCAGAAGGAGGUGCUUGAGAUUCGCGCGGAGAUGUUCUAUGAAGUUGACGAGGGCAACGUGUCGGAUGACAGUCAGGUCUGGGUGACGAUGCGCCCAGCUGGGCGGGUGACUCAGAAGACGCCGGGGAAGGUCUUGCUCGAGAUGCGACAGCGGCUCGAGACUGACGAGGAGGACGGCUAUUUCAAUCAGGAUGUGGCCAAGUCAGUGGCAAGCUUUUUCGGAAGAGAGACCAUCGAGGACUCCAUGCAAGACUUGAGGAUCUUGCUGCAAAGCAUUUUCAAUGGCGUGGAGGGGCCCUGCUCGUAUGCUCCGAUGUGGUCUCGUCAGCUGUGCUCGCUCAUCAAGCAAAGAAAUGGUGCUCACGAUGACCUUUCCAGCGACGACGACGAAGACCUUUCCAGCGACGAGUGA
Molecule: messenger RNA, 999 nt
Organism: Effrenium voratum
Lineage: Eukaryota; Dinophyceae; Suessiales; Symbiodiniaceae
Source: the annotation of a GenBank genome assembly